AUGUCCGCUUCCGGAGUAUCGGUAUUGGAGGUGCCCGCGAGCAGAAUGGAUAGGUUCUGUCUCUUACCGCCAGAACUCCGUACAGCCGUUGUUGAGUGUGCCGUCGCUGACUGCCGCUACGGCGAUGAGUCCGAUUCCCUCGCCGACUACGCCUUGGUCUGCAAGGAGUGGCAGGCCAUCGUCGAGCGUUUCAACUUUUCCGUCCUCAAAGUCACCCUGGCCAAUCUUGACGACUUUGAGUCUUCCAUGGUCGGCUCUCGCCGCAAACUCGUCCAGCGGAUCAACCUACACGUUGACCUGCCCGCCUACGACAAUGAUCCCUGCGAAAAGAAGGAGACCUGGGAGGACAAGGCCGAGAAUAAUUCGUGCUUUACUCUUGCAUUUUACCGUCUAUUUGGCAUCAUGAAUUCCUGGAAACCAGAGGAUGCCACCCGUGACGGCAUCGAUUUCUCACUAAGCAUCUCUUCACCCAGCGACCUCCGCAACGCCAACUUUGAGCUAUGGCAACGACGCAGGUGGAAUAUCAAAGAUAUCGGCGAAAAGCGUUUCGCCGACUCUUGGAUCGAUUUCGUCGGCCAGGAUGAGGAGUUUGACCGGGUUAACCACCUGCCUGUGGUUAAGGUGAUAAGGUCAUUCACCGUGAGCCCUCAGAACCACCGGGCGCUGAUGCCCGCCGCUCAUGCCGACAUCAUCGCCCGGCUGCCCGGGUUGCGAACAGCCAAUUUCGACAUCACAAAGGACCGCAAGAAGGAAACCCGCAAAAUUCAUUUCAACCAAUUCGCCGGUUCCAUGACAAAGUGGCCCACCUCAUUAGAAUCUCUCACCAUCAUGUCCAAUACGAUAUCAUCGUGGCGCCAGAUCCCCCACGAGACGCUUGCUGAAGGCGACAGCGGUGCCAAGCUCUGUGAAAAGCUCCGGCGUGCCGCUCAGCAUCUUAAGGAGCUCAGCGUCACCAACGUCGUGCGUAUCAGAGAAUUCUUGCGUCCUCACUGGCCCAUGGGAACGGACGAUACCGAGCCGUUCCUGGCGAACCGCUCGUAUCACCCAGAGUUCUGGCUGCUAAAGACUCUCUACAUCUCUUAUGGAUCUAUCUGGUACAAUACAGAGUGGCACAAGCAGAGCGACGAUAUCAAUGAAUCCUCGGAGCUAGUCGAUUUCCGCCAGAAUAUAUCCCUCGCCGCCGCCCGGAUGGCGUCUACGAUGCCCCAGUUGAAGCACAUGACCAUCAAGCAGCGGCCUCUGAUGUGGGCAGGCAAGCAUGAGCUCGAGUACAAGAUCGAGGACGACGAUAAGGCCUACCUGACUUGGACAAGUACCUUUGAUUUCAGGCCAUGGGAGCGAACGGUGGAGGCGUGGGUCGAGGUGGCGGCCCGGCAGGAGAGGAAGCUCGAAGUUCGCAUCAUCACUAUGGCUUGGCAUACUGACGGUAAAGCUCCUCUUCUGCCAUCACUCACUUUUUGA
Molecule: messenger RNA, 1461 nt
Organism: Colletotrichum paranaense
Lineage: Eukaryota; Fungi; Ascomycota; Sordariomycetes; Glomerellales; Glomerellaceae
Exons: 2
Coding region: 1-1461 (486 amino acids)
Source: RefSeq, a predicted model, not a curated record